This is a messenger RNA of Pantherophis guttatus, 4295 nucleotides long. The record is from RefSeq and is a predicted model, not a curated record. NCBI's taxonomy places the organism in Eukaryota, Metazoa, Chordata, Lepidosauria, Squamata, Colubridae.
AACGGCGCGCCGGGCUUGCGCAGGCGCGUGGCGAGCGUCGUGAGGGAGUGAGAGAGAAAAAAGAAAGCGACUCGCGCAAUGGCGGAUUGACUGCGGCUCUUUCCCGCCGCCUUUCGCGAGCGACCGCGUCUAUUGGAGGUGGUGACCUUUUGAGAGCUGCAUGCAACGGAAUUUCAUUUUAAUGCCUGCCAAUUAGCGCUUCCGGAAAAAGGACUCGUAAAAUAUGUUUGUUGGUCCGAAGAGUAAUUUAUUGAUUUUGCUGGAAAGGUUGCAUCAUCUUUACAGCAAAGAAAACAGCUUUUUAUAAUUCCAUAAAGGCCGGCGUUCUCCCAAGGGGAAAUACUGGACUAGAAUUGCAGAGAUGAGUUCAAGUCCUGCUUUAGCCAUGAAAGCCAACUGGGUGACUUCAGGUCAGUCGCUCUCUGUCUCUCUCAGCCCAACCUAUCUCGCAGGGUUGUUGUUUUGGGGAAAAUAGGAUGAGGAAGCUGUGUCAGAUACGUUCGCUGCCUUGAGGCCUCACAUAUGAGGCAGGAGGCAUCUAAAUUAUUUUUUUAAAAAUAACCAGAAGGACAGGUAGUCCUGGAUUUACAACAGUUCAUUUAGUUACAAUGGUGAUUUCUGAGCAUUGCGGGCAUUCUCAUGGUCAAAAUUCAGACGCUUGGCAGCUGGCUCGUAUUUAUGACGGUCGCAGUGUCCCGGGAUCACGUGAUCCCUUUUUGCGACCUUCUGACAAGCAAAGUCAGCGAGGAAGCCCAGAUUCACUUAAUAACCGUGUGACUCACUUGUAACAACUGCAGUGAUUCACUUGUGGCAAGAAAGGUAGCAAAACUCACUUAACGAAUGUCUCACUUAGCAACAUAAAUUUUGGGCUCAGUUGUGGUCGUAAGCCGAGGACUACCUGUGUCAAUAUAAGACCUGGUUUCCUGAUGUGAUGUUGACUGUCGUCAGCAUGUGAUACCUGAGCAAUAGUAAUUUCCUCCAUUUCGUCAUGUGAGAACAUGUCUAGCCAGAAGGUAAACAGGUGACUUGGACAGUGAAUCAUGAGAUCAAAACAAUAUGUAUAUAUAUACAUAUAAUAUCUAGCAUCCUCCUUUAAUGUUCGUUUUCUUGUGCUGUGGGCAGUCAAAUGCCUGCUUUGGAUUAUAAUUUUCCCCCCACCCCAAAUAUCUAUUUUUUAAGUUUUAGAUGUGUAGCGAAUUUUAUGUAGUGUGAUAGGGUUUUUUUCCCCUCUUUUUUUGUGUGUGUGUGUUCGUUUUUGAUCCGUACAAUUUUGGGCAAUUUUUGUUGGGACUCCGAAACCAAGAAGCCUCAAAAUUGAUAAGAAUUUUUAAGCUAUCGAAAACUUCUGAAUCCACCAACAGCCCAGGUAAAUGGGGGAAAUGCUGUGUUUAAUUAAGACAAAGGUAUUUAGUGGGUUGUGUAGAGGAGAUGGAAAAGGGCAAACGAAGAGGGGGACCCCAAAUGUCUUUAAUUGCUUUUAUUCCGAUAGAUGAUCAUGUCUAGAAUGCUUAAAUAUUAUUCCAACGUCUGUUAUUGCUGAUGAAGGGUUGAGUGUGUGUGAACUGGCUUUAUUUAAAAAAAACAACAACCUGUCUUUUAGAUGAGUUGUACAGGCAGUCCUCAGUCCUUGCGUUGAUGACUUUCACAGGUCUGUAUAGCAAAGCAGGAUACAUAAGAGGAGUUUUCCAGUUUCACUUAGCAACCACUGUUUCACUUAGCGACUGCUUCACUUAAUGACCAGUUGCCUGUGCCAACUGGCAACUGCCCGUAGAGGCUUAGAAUUUGUUUCUUCUGUGCGACCAGCUGAUUUGCAGUUGUCAAGUAACGAAUAUAUAUAUAUGAAUCCAUCUCUUUUUUGCAUAUGUUGAUAUAUCUGAAGUUAUAGUUAGUCCUCAACUAAUGAUCAUAGUCGAGACCAGAUUUCUGUCACAAAGCGAUGCGGUCAUUGAGUGAGUCAUGUGUCUCGACUUGAUUUUAUGACCAUUUUACUGCAGACAUUAAGUGAACCACAUGGCCGUUGAAUGAAUCACACAGUGAUUAAGUGAACGUGCUUCUUUAAUUGACUUUUUUUGUCAAAAGCUGGCUGGCUGGGGAAUUCUGGGAGUUGAAGUCCGCACAACUUAAAAUGAGCAAGGCUGAAGAAUCUGUGUUCGUUUUUGUUGCUUUUAAGUUGACAUGGUGUAUCUUUCGUGCGUGGCAGUGACAAAGUAGAACUGGUCUAUUUUAAACGAAAUUGCAUGUUCUUUUUAAAAAAUUUUUUGAAGGGUGGCAAUUGAGGAGGGGAAUAAUUGAUUGUGCCUGGGGGGUUUAGUUUCAUUUAACUAACAGAAUUUGCGUUUGCUUGCCAGAAGCUGCUGAGGAAGGUUGCAGAUGACAAUUGCCCAACCCCAGGAUGCUUUGUCAAGCAUCCGAAGUUUGACCACCUGAGUGUGUGGAUGCUGCAACAGUCAUAGGUGCGAGAACUGGACAUAAACCAGUUUAAAAAAAAAAUUGGAACAAAUGGUUGUAAGUUGAGGACUACAAGUUGAGGACUAGUAAACCCAACAGUUAAUUCAGAAGAACGCAGCUCCAGAUAUUCAAAAGUCAAGAUUUGGGGUCCAGAACGAGUGUGAAUUGUUUGUUGGAGGAAGCGGAGCUAAGAAAUAAGAUCAUGGAGGACAACAUUCACAUCCAUGCUUGGUCCUGCUCCUAUUAUCUCAACUCAGAGAAACAAUGGAUUCCCGGCAAACUCCUGCUGACCCCAGUUUCGGUCAAAUUUACGGCGGACAAAUCCGGAGAAAUCUUGGCCAGUUUCCCCCUUUCCUCCAUCAGCGAGAUCAAGAAAGAAUCGUCCACUUUAAUCUUCAGUUCCCUCACCCUUUUGGAGAGCAACACCAAGCAUUGGUUCAGCUCCCUUCAACCCAACCGUAACGUGAUCUUCAACGUGCUGGAACAUUUUUGGAGAGAGCAACUCCUCUCGCCCGGCGGAGCCAGGCUGCAGACGGCGUGCGCCCAGACGUCCAAGGGCAAGGAAUUGACCGGCUUGAUGAUGGGAUCUGAGAAGCGCCUGGAAGAUACCGCGAAGGUCCUGGAGCACCAGGGUGAACAGUUCGAUAACAUCAUGAAAGGCCUGGACAAAAUCGAGUCAGAGAUGGAUGUGGCAGACAGGUUAUUGUCCGAACUCGAGUCUCCGUCUUGGUGGCCCUUUGGUGGGAAACUCCCCAAGGCCGCAUCCGAAGCGGGGAAGGCGAAGGAGAACCCCGCAGCUUCUCCCUCCAAAAACAAAGAUGGCGUCAUCCUGCACAUCCCCGUCGUCAUCACCGAACGGAACGAUGCUCAGGUCAAACCGGGCAGCCUCACCCUCUCAGUGUCCGGCCUGAGGAUCUGCGACGCCAAGUCCCAGCUGCUGCACCGGUUCGACAAGAGGGACGUCGACGACAUCAGGGUCCACACCCCUUACGAAAUCUGCGUCCGACAGAGGUUUAUCGGCAAACCGGAUAUCUGCUACCGGCUGCUGUCGGCAAAGAUGCCCGAAGCCAUCCCUUUCCUGGAGAUGCAGUUCAACAAGAAGAUUCAGUUCUCGGAGGAUGCUUUGGGGCUCGCGCAGGCUAAGAGGGUGUCUCCGGAGGAGGUGGGGGUCUCUAUUUGGCAAGCAGCCACUGGGUUUGUGGGAAGCCUAGUUCAUACCGGAGCGACACCCUCCUCCUCUCGAGGGAGCGGAGACCCCCAGCAGCAGCAACAGCAGACUCAGGUGCAGAAGGAGAAACAGGUCGUCUCCCAGAGUGAAACGCAGGAAAUCCGCCAGAUUCUUCGGAGGCUCAAAUGCCUGGCCUUGGAAACGGAGACGGAGCUGGAGCGGCAGGACGAAAGCCUGGAUGCCAUCACCUCCUCCGUGGAUCGGGCCACCAUGAAUAUUGACCGGCAGAACCGCAGAAUCCGGAAACUCACCUAAGGAAACAACCACCCCUUCCCCACCCCCCUCUCCCCCCCAAAACAAGAGGAUUUGGGCAGCUGGGGAGCAGAGGGCUUCGUUCGUCCUGUGGGCCACCUCCUUUAGGUGUCGAAUUGGUUGACAAAACCCCCACCCCCCCAAAAAACCCCGAAUUCACAAAAGAGGAAGGUCUUCCCGAUUGGGGUAUUAUUAUUAUUGUUAUUAUUAUUGCAAAGGAACCCAAGUUCUCAAAAGGACUUUUUGAGUUGCAAAAAAAAAAAAGGAAGGACGUAAAAGUUGCGAACCGAAACAACCUUUGUUUUUUGGUUAUUCUGCAGCCGUUCUGAGGACACCAUGUCAUUUUUGGGGGGGUGUCCUCCCCCAA